This is a messenger RNA of Thamnophis elegans (Western terrestrial garter snake), 3992 nucleotides long. It is a transcript of the gene IFT122, whose product is annotated as intraflagellar transport 122. Gene Ontology annotation, molecular function: protein binding. Bases 157 to 3708 code for a protein of 1183 amino acids. Lineage: Eukaryota; Metazoa; Chordata; Lepidosauria; Squamata; Natricidae. The transcript has 29 exons. Gene Ontology annotation, biological process: non-motile cilium assembly; intraciliary retrograde transport; protein localization to cilium. Gene Ontology annotation, cellular component: intraciliary transport particle A; non-motile cilium. The record is from RefSeq and is a predicted model, not a curated record.
UCGCGGGCGUUUAAAGAGGAGUGCGCAUGCGUGUUGCCUUGGGAGGCCGGCUGGCGUCCUGCGUCAAUAAAUACAAACAAACAAACACAAAAAAGCCACCCCAAAAGAGUGAGAGAGUUGGGCGCCGGCGAGGGCGAUGCACCUGAAGGGGACGACAUGCGAGCUGCGUUGACUUGGAGGGAUAAGGUCGAGCAGUGUAUCUACGACCUUGCCUUUAAACCAGAUGGAACACAACUAAUAAUUGCAUCUGGAAACAGAUUAUUGGUGUAUGAUACAUCUGAUGGAACAUUAAUCCAGCCUUUGAAAGCCCAUAAGGAUACAGUAUAUUGUGUAGCAUAUGCAAAAGAUGGAAAACGCUUUGCAUCAGGAGCUGCAGACAAAACUGUCAUAAUCUGGACUUCAAAGUUAGAAGGUAUCCUGAAGUACACGCACAAUGAUUCUAUACAAUGUGUGUCUUAUAAUCCUGUUACACAUCAACUUGCAUCCUGCUCUUCAAGUGAUUUUGGACUAUGGUCUCCUGAACAGAAGUCAGUCAACAAACAUAAAGUUAGCAAUAAGAUCACUUGUUGUAGUUGGACGAAUGAUGGACAAUAUCUUGCUUUGGGGUUGUACAAUGGUAUUGUCAGCAUUAGGAAUAAAAAUGGUGAAGAGAAAGUCAAAAUUGAACGACCAGGAGGAUCUUUAUCUCCAGUUUGGUCUAUUUCUUGGAAUCCAUCAAGAGAUGAGCAUAAUGAUAUUUUAGCUGUGGCAGAUUGGGGACAACGGCUUUCCUUUUAUCAACUAAGUGGCAAGCAAAUUGGAAAAGACAGAGUCCUGAACUUUGAUCCGUGUUGUGUUAGCUAUUUUUCGAAAGGAGAAUACAUCUUAAUGGGAGGCUCUGACAAGCAAGUAUCCCUUUAUACGAAGGAUGGAGUGCGUCUUGGGACCAUAGGCGAACAGAGCACUUGGGUGUGGACUUGUAAAGCUAAGCCAGAUUCCAAUUAUGUGGCAGUAGGAACCCAGGAUGGAACCAUUUCACUGUAUCAGCUGAUUUUCAGCACAGUCCAUGGUCUUUAUAAGGAUCGCUAUGCUUACAGAGACAGCAUGACAGAUGUUAUUGUCCAACAUCUUAUCACUGAACAAAAAGUUAGAAUAAAAAACCGAGAGCUUGUAAAGAAAAUAGCAAUCUACAAGAACAGAUUAGCAAUCCAAUUACCAGAGAAAAUCCAAAUUUUUGAACUGUAUUCCGAUGAUUCAUCAGACAUGCACUACCGAGUGAAGGAAAAGAUAGCAAAAAAAUUUGAAUGUAACUUACUAGUUGUGUGUUCUGAACACAUUAUCUUAUGUCAGGAGAAGAGACUCCAGUGUCUUUCUUUUAGCGGUACAAAAGAACGGGAAUGGGUGAUGGAAUCUCUCAUUCGAUAUAUAAAAGUAAUUGGAGGACCUCCAGGCAGAGAAGGCCUUUUAGUGGGUUUAAAGAAUGGUCAGAUUCUCAAGAUCUUUGUGGACAAUCCUUUUGCAAUUGUUUUGCUAAAACAAUCGACAGCCGUGCGUUGCCUGGAUAUGAGUGCAUCUCGAAACAAACUGGCAGUAGUUGAUGAAAAUGAUACCUGUCUGGUCUAUGAUAUUAACACCAAAGAAUUACUGUUUCAGGAACCCAAUGCUAACAGUGUGGCUUGGAACACACAGUGUGAGGACAUGCUUUGUUUCUCUGGAGGGGGAUAUCUCAAUAUCAAAGCUAGCAAUUUUCCUGUCCAUCAGCAGAAACUUCAGGGAUUUGUAGUAGGAUACAAUGGCUCCAAAAUUUUUUGCCUUCAUGUUUUUUCUAUGACUGCUGUUGAAGUUCCCCAGUCAGCACCUAUGUAUCAAUACUUGGAAAGAAAACUGUUCAAAGAAGCCUAUAAGAUUGCUUGUUUAGGUGUAACUGAUACGGAUUGGAAAGAACUGGCUAUGGAGGCUUUAGAAGGACUUGAAUUUGAAACAGCUAAAAAGGCGUUUACCAGAAUGCGAGAUCUUCAGUAUUUAGAACUCAUAAGCAGCAUUGAGGAAAGGAAGAAGCGUGGUGAAAGCAACAAUGAACUGUUUCUAGCAGAGAUUUAUGCCUACCAAGGAAAGUUCCAUGAGGCAGCCAAGUUGUACAAAAGAAGUAGCCAUGAAAACCUAGCCCUUGAUAUGUACACAGACUUGCGCAUGUUUGACUAUGCAAAGGAAUUCCUUGGGUCUGGGGACCCCAAAGAUACAAAGAUGCUAAUCACAAAGCAAGCAGACUGGGCCAAGAACAUCAAUGAACCAAAAGCAGCAGUAGAGAUGUACAUGACUGCAGGGGAGCAUUUGAAGGCCAUAGAAAUCAGCGGAGAUCAAGGCUGGGUUGAUGUAUUGAUUGAUAUUGCUCGAAAGCUGGAUAAAGCAGAACGAGAACCUUUGACGAAGUGUGCCUAUUAUUUUAAAAAGUUAUUGAACCAUGGAUAUGCUGCAGAAACCUAUAUCAAGAUUGGUGAUCUGAAGGCCUUGACACAGCUCUAUGUUGAAACUCAGCAGUGGGAUGAGGCUUUUGCUUUGUGUGAAAAGCACCUUGAAUUUAAAGAUGAUGUCUAUGUUCCAUAUGCUCAGUGGCUGGCAGAAAACGAUAGAUUUGAAGAAGCUCAAAAAGCAUUCCAUAAAGCUGGCAGACAGACUGAAGCUGUUAAAGUAUUGGAACAAUUAACUCACAAUGCUGUGGUAGAAAGCCGAUUCAAUGACGCAGGAUAUUAUUACUGGAUGUUAUCCAUGCAGUGUUUAGAUAUAGCUCAAGACAACGAGGAGCAGAAGACCGAAAUGUUAAAGAAGUUUCACCACUUCCAGCACUUGGCAGAACUGUAUCAUGCCUAUCACUUCAUCCACAAAUGCACUGAAGAACCCUUCAAUCACUACUUACCCGAAACACUCUUCAAUGUGUCUAGGUUUUUACUUCAUAGCCUUACCAAGGAAACUCCUCUGGGAAUUUCUAAAGUCAAUACAUUAUUUGCCCUGGCAAAGCAGAGCAAAGCUCUGGGUGCCUAUAAAUUGGCUCGUCAUGCCUACGACAAGUUGCAAGGACUACAGAUUCCAGCCAGAUUUCAAAAAUCUGUUGAACUGGGAAGCCUGACAAUCCGAUCCAAGCCUUUCCACGACAGCGAAGAGCUGGUGCCUUUAUGUUACAGGUGCUCCACCCACAAUCCUUUAUUGAACAACCUGGGGAAUGUCUGCAUUAAUUGCAGACAACCUUUUGUUUUUGCUGCUUCCUCUUAUGAUGUCUUGCAUCUGGUUGAAUUCUACUUAGAAGAUGGAAUAACUGAUGAAGAAGCUGUUGCUCUGAUUGAUCUAGAAGUACCCAGACUAAACAAAAUAGGCAGUGAAUGGCAAGAGCAGAUGAGUAAUGGUGUGCAAACAAUGAGACUUCUUUAUAAAGUGGACGAGAUUGAGGAAGAUGAUCCAUUUACAGCAAAAUUGAGUUUUGAGCAAGGGGGCUCUGAAUUUGUCCCUGUCGUAGUGAACCGUGCAAUUCUCAAAUCCAUGAGCAGGAGAGAUGUGCUGAUUAAACGCUGGUCAAAGCCAUUACAAUGGCAGUACUUCCGGUCUCUCCUUCCAGACAAUCCCAUUACCAUGUGUUCUUUCUGCUUUCAGAUGUUUCAUUCAGAAGAUUAUGAGCUCCUGGUGCUCCAGCAUAAUUGUUGCCCAUAUUGUCGGAGAAAAAUAGAUGAAUCCAGCUAACAGAGGAAACAACAAGACUGUUUGGCAGAGAGCAGUUCUGCUGCUGGGACUCCAAAGCAUUUCUAAGUUCAUUAGAAUUUCUUAGUAGUCUGUUAUUGUUGUUUUUAAGAAUGGGUGGAUGUGCAGAAAGAAAAUUAUACAUGAAGAUAAAAUAUAUAUUUUCCUAUUCAUUGUGAAUGAGAAUCUAAAUAUCAAGUUUUGUUUUGCUCCUCAAAAGAAAUAUAUGUAUAUAUGUUAGUAUAUACUUACAGUAAAAUUUAUAUGAUGCUGUAUACCCUGUUGAU